Perca fluviatilis (European perch) is the source of this 2574-nucleotide messenger RNA. RefSeq names its product PITH (C-terminal proteasome-interacting domain of thioredoxin-like) domain containing 1 (gene pithd1). The record is from RefSeq and is a predicted model, not a curated record. Gene Ontology annotation, cellular component: nucleus. Lineage: Eukaryota; Metazoa; Chordata; Actinopteri; Perciformes; Percidae. The coding region runs from base 164 to 799 and encodes 211 amino acids. The transcript is spliced from 7 exons.
UAUACUUUUUGUGAAAGAUCUAGAUACUUAUUCACCCACAGGAACUGCUUACUUUUUUCAUGGGUUAAUACCAGACAGUUGCAGGUCAAAUAAUAUUUUACCCUAUUUAGCCAACUAGAUUUACAGGUUUCUCAGAGCUAAAGCAGCGUUUUUAAACUCCACGAUGUCCGGACACGGUCACGGCCAUGGACACGGGCACGGCUGCGGGUGCGAGGCAGAACACGAGCCCGCGGAGAGGGGCCUGGAGUACGGACUGUACCGGCGGAUCGACCUGGAGAAGCUGCAGUGCCUGAACGAGAGCAGAGACGGGGAUGGGAAGCUGGUGUUCAAACCGUGGGAUCAGCGGAACGAGCGCGAUAAGUAUGUCGAGAGUGACGCAGAUGAAGAGCUGCUGUUCAACAUCCCUUUUACAGGCAGCGUUAAGCUGAAAGGCAUCAUCAUCUCUGGAGAAAAUGACGACUCGCAUCCAGCUGAGGUUCGACUGUACAAGAACAUCCCUCAGAUGUCCUUCGACGACACCGGCAGAGAACCUGAACAAGCCUUUAGACUCAACAGAGACCCUGUCGCUGAGCUGGAGUACCCAACAAAGAUCGCUCGUUUUUCCAAUGUUCAGCACCUCUCCAUCCACAUCUCAAAGAACUUUGGAGCAGAGAGCACCAGAGUCUACUACAUCGGUCUGAGGGGAGAAUACUCGGAGGCUCACAGACAUGAAGUGACCAUCUGUAACUACGAGGCAUCAGCAAACCCUGCAGAUCACAAAGUGGAGAGCAUCAUCCCACAAACCAACUUCAUUUCUUGAAGAAGCUUUAGAGAGUUGUGAGGAAGAGGAGAAGGAGGAGAGGUUUCAGUGGCGUCUGCUGACUGUCUUUGACAAAAAGUCAAAGAUGAGUUCAACGCUAUGUAGCGGCAGGUUGGUUGAGCUCGACCAGAACUGGGCACUGAAAUCUGAAGACCAGAGAGCUUCAGGUGUGUCUCAGAGUGCCAAGUUGUUGCUCUGCUUUCUAUGGCAAUAAAGAGUGAAGGCUUAAUGUGGGCAAAAAGCUUAAUAAUAAAUGCAUGAAACAUUUGACACUCAGAUAAAGUCUGUUGUUAUCUGUUCCACCACUUCAAUAAAGUGACAGCUACUCUUAAAUAAAAAACAAAGGCUGGGCAUAAACCAAGUGAUGGUACGUUUUGAUUCGUGUAGGACUUUGGUUGCCAUGUUAACAUCCUGGAUUCAUAAUUCACACAAUGCUUUUAGAUAUAAGAUGUGAAGGAAAUUAAUUUGCUCUCAAACAAAGAUACUCUGCUGAAACAGUCAGAAAAUAAAAAAUGUUAAUGCCUAGAAAUUCAUAUCAUGCUUAUAAAACUACAUUAUUUGCCUUUUUCAAAGCCAACCCAUUGUUCACUAACUGUGCUACAUACUGUAUUUUCUGCCAUCUAGUGGUUUAUUAUGUGAUUAUUAAAUCUUAGAUGGGUGUCUUUCUAUAGUCCAAAAUGCUCUAUUUCUCUUUCCUCAGUUUAUCUCUGUGAUGAGAUGAAUUCCCGACAGCUGCAUGAUGUGUUGACAAACUUAAUUAAGUACAUUGGCUGUCAUCUGAGGGAGAGCGAGGUGAGUGGAGUCGAGGAAGCCCGUGUGAAGUAUUGAGACUCAGUCUUGGAACAAAUCCAAGGCUUACUGCAGUAGAGGUCCACUCUUAAUAGGCUGAGCUGUGAUUCUUCUACAAUAAUGCUUUAAUACAAACAUACCAACAUUUCACAUUCAUUUUGCCAUUUGACAAAAGCUUACUGCUAUGAACUCCCUAAAAACAAUCUGUGUUCCACAUAGGCCGUUAUGUCAUCCUUGAUUUCAUUGUUAGUAAUGCAGUGCGUCAUGCAGUCAGCGGCAGCCUGCGAGUGCAUUUAUGGGAAUGUGUAAGCUCAGUGUGGAGGACAAUCGGUUAGAAAACCUGUGUUGCUAUAAUUAUAAAAUAAAGCAAAAUGAAAAAAUAGUUUGAUGCUUAACCAUGCUCUGAAAUGUUUCAUAUACAAUAUAAUGUAUGCUCCAUGAUUUUAUGGUUGAUGUAUGUGUUAAUUUCAUUAGCUCACAUGGUAUGUUUUCUGAUUAUUUUUUUAUAAUCUACAGAAGUCAUUAAUACCAUUGUUCAAUGCUGUCAGCACAUCAGACUAAAUAGAAAUAAAGUUGUACUGAAACUACAGUUUGGCAUUAGGAUAUUCACGUGUUUUAUACAUUCUUGGCCUUUUUUAGUAUUUCAAGGAGUCAGUUUAGUUCAAACAAGACAAGAACAAUCAAAGUACGCAAACACUCUUUUCAAACAAACUAAAGUGUAUUAAUCUCAUCUUUCAUAUAGAAUAUACAGCUGUUAUCAAUGCCAGAAAAGGUGGCAAUUAUACUGUUAAAGCUAUGUAUUGAUCAUGUAUGUUAUUAUUUUUACAUAUAUGUUGACUCUGGCGGAAACCAUUUUCAGGUCAUUAACCAAAUGAAAAGCAAUACCAAACUGUAAAAAUACUGCAUUCAGUUAUAUUUAAGAAAAUGUACAUAAGUAUUAUCAAUAACAUGUUCUUGAAGGAUUAAAAGAAAAACCUAUCAUUAUG